This is a messenger RNA of Ochotona curzoniae (black-lipped pika), 1315 nucleotides long. It is a transcript of the gene BNIP2, whose product is annotated as BCL2 interacting protein 2. The transcript has 12 exons. NCBI's taxonomy places the organism in Eukaryota, Metazoa, Chordata, Mammalia, Lagomorpha, Ochotonidae. The record is from RefSeq and is a predicted model, not a curated record. The coding region runs from base 248 to 1246 and encodes 332 amino acids. Gene Ontology annotation, cellular component: cytoplasm. Gene Ontology annotation, biological process: apoptotic process.
CUGUUGUCACUUCCGCCCCGAGAUGCGCUCUGCGUCCGGGUCGUUUGCGGCGGGGCACUAGGCUGGGUUGUGCAGCACCGGCCGGGGGGAGCGGGCUCCUCUCGGCGUUGUCUUCUGCGACCUGGCAGUCAGCCCCACGUCGUCGGCCUGGCGAGUCCAAGAGGACGAGGGGGCCCAGGCUUCCUCCGGGGACAUUGGCCCUCCAGAUUAUCCAGGACUGGUAGCUGACAUCGAGUCCAGGCUAAGGAUGGAAGGUGUGGAACUUAAGGAAGAAUGGCAAGAUGAAGAUUUCCCAAUACCUUUGCCAGAAGAUGAUAGUAUUGAAGCAGACAUACUAGAAGUAACUGGACCGGAGAGCCAGCCUGGCUCCCUAGAAGUUAAUGGAAAUACAAAAGUAAGAAAGAAAUUAAUGGCUCCAGACAUUAGCCUGACCCUGGAUCCUAGUGAUGGCUCUGUGUUGUCUGACGACUUGGAGGAGAGCGGGGAGAUUGACUUGGAUGGCUUGGACACGCCCUCAGAAAACAGUAAUGAGUUUGAGUGGGAAGAUGAUCUUCCAAAACCCAAAACUACUGAAGUGCUUAGGAAAGGCUCAAUUACUGAGUACACCGCUGCGGAGGAGAAGGAAGAUGGACGGCGCUGGCGUAUGUUCAGGAUUGGAGAGCAGGACCACAGGGUGGACAUGAAGGCAAUUGAGCCCUAUAAGAAAGUUAUCAGCCAUGGAGGAUAUUAUGGGGAUGGGUUGAAUGCUAUUGUCGUGUUUGCUGUCUGCUUUAUGCCCGAAAGUGGUCAACCUAACUACAGAUACCUGAUGGACAAUCUCUUUAAGUAUGUUAUUGGCACUUUGGAGCUGUUAGUAGCAGAAAACUACAUGAUCGUUUAUUUAAAUGGUGCAACAACACGUAGGAAAAUGCCAAGUCUGGGAUGGCUCAGGAAAUGCUACCAGCAGAUUGACAGAAGGUUGCGAAAAAACUUAAAAUCUCUAAUCAUUGUACAUCCAUCUUGGUUUAUUAGAACACUUUUGGCUGUCACAAGACCAUUUAUUAGCUCAAAAUUCAGCCAAAAAAUUAGAUACGUCUUUAAUUUGGCAGAAUUAGCAGAACUUGUCCCCAUGGAAUAUGUUGGCAUACCAGAGUGCAUAAAACAGUAUGAAGAAGAAAAGUUUAAAAAGAAACAAAAAAGAGUUGAUCAAGAACUUAAUGGAAAACAAGAUGAACCAAAAAGCGAGCAGACAUCAAUGCAAGCCUGAACAAGAAGAACGGUUUCCUCCUCCUGAGCCAUGGCGUAUCAAUUAUACAGAAAUACCACUUUGGGAAAC